UCGCGUUCGCGUCGUCUCGUCUUCCCGGCACGUCGUUGCUCGUUCCCUCUUUCUCUCUCUUUCUUUCUCUCUCGCUGUCUCUAUCUCUAACGCUCGUCGGUCGGUUGCGGUUUUUUUUCGGCCAGACGCAUUCGACGCUAGAAUCGAAGUCGGUCCGCGACAACGUAUCUCGACGUACCUAACCAAAAACCGACGCACGACGGAUACACGGGAUCGUUCCACCGAUCCCCCACAUAGGAGAGAUCCCUUCGUGUUCGCGGUUGUCGACGCCCCUAGGUGCCCGACUUUCUCGGUUUCUCCUUGGAAUCCGUCUCUGUUCCUUCUUUGUACCGCGACACCGCGCGACCGGCACGCUGGCCCGCCGUUCUAUCGAGCGUGCACGUGCUCCGCGCUUUACUUGUGUUACGCUGACACGCUUUUAGCGGGGCCCCCCCCUCAACGGAUCCUGACCGCUACGAGAGGCGCAUCCUUCCGGACCCGACGCAUCCGUUUCUCCCGAGGUAGCCAGCGGCAGCUUUCAGCGCCAGGAAUCAGAUGUCCGACAGACCGAUCGCCGACCCCAGCGAGAGAAGCACGGAUUCAGCGGUCACCACGGCGACCAUCGGACCGGUGUGAUUCUUGGCGAACUCUGUUUUUCGGUGUGAUUGCCGCGUGUGACCGCCAGGAGAGAUAGAUCACGGUGGAGUGGUGAGACAUAUGUGGUGCGCGUAGUAUCGAAUCGCGUUACGGUUUGUUUUCGAGUUCGCCGAAUUGUCGAGGAUGGCCGGCAGACGGGAUUUACGCAGCAGGACUAAGGGGAAGGACACGAUCGCCACGAUCCUCCUGCUGCUAGUCGCUCCGUUCCAGGUUCUUCAAGGCGUUAAAGGAAGCAGCGAGCCGUGGCUGACGAGCGAGAAACAAGCAGAACUGGGCACGGAAGUACAACUGCCGUGCGAUCUAAAAUUACCGCAAUGCGAGGGGCUGCACAGCAUCAAAUGGUACCGCGACGCGACGCGUAUCUUCAUUUUCAGCGAGGACGGCGGGAUUAUACGCGGCAACGACGACAUCUCCGUCAGGUCGGACAUAGAGUACACCACCAACUCGUCGAAGACUUUCUUGAAGAUCACGGAAGUGAAGCUGGAAGACGAGGGACUCUAUAAAUGCGAAGCCACUUACUUGGCGGUGAAUCACAAGUGCAAUAACGUUCAACACAUCAUUCUCAACGUCACUCUGCAACCUGCAUUUGUACGUGUCAUCGACGAAAGUACGAAGAAACCGUUAAGCACCGGCACCACUUUAGGACCAAUAAACGAUGGUUCGAUGGUUUCCUUGUUCUGCGAGAGCGGCGAAGGGAAACCAGUGCCUUUGGUCGAAUGGUUUAAAGGCGACCAGCUACUAGAAGCAAAUAGUUCGACAACGAUCGCCGACAACGGCGUAGGCACCGGGACCAGCUUACUGGAGAUGCAGAUCACGAGGGACGAGCUGGGAGCAACUUUCACGUGUAAAGUUAACAGCAUUGCACUCUUCGAGCCCCUCACCGUCGACGUCAAGCUCGACGUGCACGUACGGCCGCUGGAGAUGAAUUUAGACGGGGUGGUGAGCCACGUCGUGCGAGGAACGAAGAUCCUGCUGCAGUGCAUUGUGAGGGAGGCGAGACCCGCGGCGAACGUCACCUGGCAGAACGGCACCGAAUACUUGAACGAAAGCAACGACAGAUUCGAGAUGUUCGGAACCAAAGUGAUCGAGAACGAAGAUGGCACGUCGGAAACUCAAAGUUAUCUGGCUUUUACCGCCUCGGAGUACGAUAACGGUAGAACCUUCAAGUGUCAUGCUGAGAACUCGGUUACGCGUUCCGACAACCUGGAACCAAUGAAAGAGACGAUGACGAUCGAAGUUUUAUAUCCACCGAUAGUUAGAAUGAAGCCAGACAACAUCACCGUCAACGAAACCGAAGAUUUCCUAAUAUUUUGCGACUACGAGGCCAACCCAGCCACGCUGACGAAAGUCGCAUGGUUGCGAAACGGUGAGGAAUUAGUGUUAACGGAGGACCACUACGAGGGAGGAAUCACGGAACAAACUGCCCUGACUGUGAAAAAUGCAACGCCCAGCGACAUAGGCUCUUACAGAUGCAUUCUAGACAAUAACGUCGGGCCGUCGAAAUCGGAAGAUAUCGUUGAAGUCUCCGUAUUAUAUAAACCGGUGGUAGAAGUGGUAAUGGAUCCAAAGGCGCCCGUGAACGAGGCAGACCGUUUGAACGUCUCUUUGGCCUGCGAAGUUGUUUCUGGAAAUCCAGCGAGCCUGAUCGCCGUCCGAUGGUAUUUGGACGGUGACCUGCUGAAAGAACUUCCGGAUUGCUCGAGAAAUAGCACCGCGACCACGACGACGACCGAGGAAUCUUUAAUUUUCUGCGAUAUCGACCCGAGCAAGUUGCUGCUGGAAGCUGUGGGACGUUCCUCUCACGGGAACUACUCUUGCGAGGGCAGAAACGACGCUGGCUGGGGGCCACUUUCGCCAAGUGCGCCCGUUAUAGUCCAUUACAAACCUGGCCCGGCUUCGAUCUCGUACGAACCUCAGCGGGUAAUAAAGGAGCGACCAUUGACCAUCACGUGCUCGGUCCUGGACCCAGGACGACCAAAGGUAGUUGGCUUCAAAUGGUUACGAGGCCUUCACAGACUUCCGGAUGAAAACAAUGCUACCCUAACCAUCGAGUCGGUUAAUUUGGAAACUGAAGCGAACUUUACUUGUCUCGCUUACAAUGAAGCCGGCGACGGCGACCCGGCCACCACGUUUAUCGACGUGUCUGCGGCGCCCGAGUUUAUCAAGAAACUGCCCCCUUAUCACGGCUACGUGUACAAUUCCCCGAACGUUAGCAUCAUGUGCUGGGUGGAGUGCGCGCCCAUUUGCAAUAUUUCCUGGCUGAAGGGCGGCGUGCCUAUGGAUUUCUCAAAAACGAAUCGAUACUAUCUGUCGAACGUUUAUCACCCGCCCGAUCCACGAACGAACGACUUCGAAAGCAUCCAGUCGACCCUGGUGUGGAACUUGACCGCUUGGACGGGCGGUCAGCUAGACAGGGUCGAAAACAACGUCCAAUUCACUUGCGAGAGCAGCAGCAAUGGCAUCGGUUCCGGGGUUAACAGCAGCACUCACUUUCACGUGGAAUUUCCCCCGGAAAAUAUGACGAUCUCGAAGAAAAUAAUAAACGUCAUCGUGGACACGAUACCGGAAACGGUGAAUUGCAACGCGAAGGCGCAUCCGGAGCCCACGUUCCGCUGGUUUCGGGAGGGCUCCACGGACACCAUCGUCGAGGGUCGUGUUUUCGAUUUAAAAGUGCCGGUGCCACGGCGCAGCAGCGGAACUUACUACUGCGAGGCAUCGAACCGCCAUGGAAGCAGGAACAUUUCCAUGGUCAUGAAUGUUCAAUUUAAGCCGGAAUGUCAGGUGGAAAAGGAACGAAUAGGCGGCGAGGAUUACGUGGUGUGCUCCGCGAUAGCUAAUCCAAAGGAGACCGAUUUCGUUUGGUCUUUGAAGAGUGACAACGACACGUUGGAACAGAUUGCCGAGAUACGAAAUGGGAAAAGCUACAUUCGGCUCGAUACCUCGGUAACAAAUUUCCGGACAUAUGUUUGCGUUGCGAACAACUCUAUUGGCUACUCGACUGCCUGUGAUCGCGACGUUCCAGCUCACCAUGGACAUAGAAGCCAUAUUCCCUGGUGGCACCAGCUGGAGGGAAAUAUCCUUCUGAUAGUGAUCGUGGCUGCAGUAGUUCUCAUACUUGUGAUAAUAAUCAUCUGCGUGGUGAUCUUCAUCGUUUGUCGGCGCAAACGUAGCCAAAUGAAAUACAGUAAUCGGGUGGUCGAGCUGGAGGAACGCGAACAUCCGGACGGUGGGCCACCGAGUCCCGCGACGUCCUCGCACUCGGCCCAACUUCCGAUGCACUCGACGGCCGCGCCGCGAUGGCCGCUGAAGCCUGGCGUGCUGGUGCACAUAAACCGGAGCCAUAGCCUUCGAUCGGGCCUCAGCGUUCGCGGCGGCGGCGAGACGCUACGAAACGAGCUGAUGGCCAGGCGUCGCGACGAGCCGAUGGCCGAUCGAUUCCUCAUGGAGGCGACGAUCGUCAAAGUCCCGGCUAAAGUGUUCCGUAGGAGAAAGGAGAACGCUAGGAGGAGCCUGACCGUGUCUAGUCUGCACGACGACGGCAUGAUUGCCAGGGCUAAUAAAAUUAAAGCCAUGUUUGGCGUGCAGCUUAAAGAGCAGGCCACUUUGCCCGGUAUUUCCAGAGAGAAGACAGCUGUGACUUACAAAAGAAUAGCGCCACGGCAGCGGAUAUUGCAUGCGGAAUCAUCGUGCGAAUCGAAUCGCGGCAACGUUUCCCGUAAGCGGAAAAAACCUGGGGCAGAUCCCAAUCAAGCUGCGAAUAACAAUCACGUGAACAGCGUGUCGGAGGGUCUUCCCGAGCCCGGUACGAAGACGUUUUACGAAAACCUACCUUUCCACGGGAUCCAAGCACCGCCUAACAAGUUGGUUUCCCGUAUGUUUACCCGAGUUUCGGCUUUGCAUGGCACGUUGCAUCAUUCCGCCCCGACAUCGCCGUGUUCCUCGCGCCCGCUGAGCAGAACGGCAUCGCUCUGCGACGGUAGCUCCGGUUACGAAUCGACCAGGAGCCACCUAGGGCCGCACUAUAGCGAUUACAACAUGCCUAGGAGUAACUCGCCCGUGCCUAAAUACAAUAGCUUGAAGCCGCGGCAAAGGAAGCACAAACGUUCCCAGUUCUACUCUCUGAGGCUCUGCCGUAGGCACGAGAACGUUCACAGGAAGUAUCAGCUUUACACCAUACCGAUAUACAAAUGCCCUCACAAAAACGGCAGCACCGGCACGAUCGCGACGACGAUCGUCAGGUCGGAGACGACGCCGCCGAUACCGGCGCCAAGGCACCCCAGGAACACCGAUCCCUCGAAACACACUUAUCAGAACGUACCGCCUCCCGUUUUUCCGACGAGGAACGCUUCUUCGCUGCCCAGGACCAAGACCGACAGCCUAUACAACUUCGAAAAACACUAUCAGCAGCAGCACCGGCAGGAAAUGCAGCAGUACAGCUACCCGUUACCGAGCAACAGUUCGAGCCAACUAACACUGCCACUAACGCGCAGCCUCUACCAUUCCUCGAUAGUUAGCCCCUUGCAGACCUCCUUCGUUCACGCUAACAAUCGCUCGUCCACCCUGGCGCAUCACGAGACCGUCAAUCACCUGUCCGCGGUGCAUCCGGACGAGGAGCAACAAAACUACACGAACCACGACGCGAGGCAACCGCGCCGUCACGCUAAUCGGGGGAACGAGCGGAGCCAAAAAUACAGGAAGCACAAACGAGGCGACCGGAAACAGAAGCAGAGGCGGGGGGACGCGAGGAGAUCGGAGGCCGCGUACGGCUCGCCCGCCUGCGAGACCAGCUUCCAUCAAGUCCAGGAGCUCGGUAUACCCGAGACGUACAAAAUCUCUUAUCCCCAUUAUUACGAGGACGACAUCGCGGAGUGUCCCACCGAUUAUCACAGAUCGAACCCGAACUCGCGGCAACAGAUCUGGGAACGGCAGUCGAAUCGGUGUCCGGCGGAGAACACGCACUACGCGGAUCCCGGGGACACCAAGAACCGCAACAAACCGAAGAGACUGUUGUCGAAUCACGGCGACGGACGAUCGCCGUCCGCGCCUACGAUAAUGCAGUACGCCGAGCUCCACUUCCGGGACGUCGGUCAGGAGAUCGAUGUCUAAAAGCCCUUCAAGCCGGAAUUCUCGGAUCUCGACUACGCCGACGUGGACUACCGAUCAUACGGGCCGAUCAACUACAAAGCAGCCAGCAUCGCGCUCCUCCAGAAGCAGCAAGCUCAGAAGCUGCACCAGC
Molecule: messenger RNA, 5872 nt
Organism: Colletes gigas
Lineage: Eukaryota; Metazoa; Arthropoda; Insecta; Hymenoptera; Colletidae
Gene: nrm
Exons: 23
Coding region: 760-5742 (1660 amino acids)
Source: RefSeq, a predicted model, not a curated record